AUGUCGCCAAUAUACGAAGAAUUAUUCAAAGACGGUUUUAUGUCAAGGUAUUUUUUUGAGCCAAAGAAUUUCACAUCUCAAUGUGAUGAGCCGAUGAGAUCUCAUAAUGUGGGUCUCAUACCAUGUAGGUCAAUUUGCUUGACACUCACUCAGGAUUUCAUUGUUAUGGGACGUAAAACGGGCAAGAAGUUGACAAUUCGUGGAUGCGCGACCUCAAUCACUCGAUUUGGGUUCUUCAACAGGACUAUGGCACUUUUUGACAGGUAUGAUAUUUGUCGUGAUAUGAAGGUAGCAGAUUUAUUUCGAUACGAAACCGACUCACAAGCCGUGCGAGUAUGCUCGUGUCUCGGUGAUCGUUGCAAUGCCAGCAUUAGUUGUGCGCCGUUUGCCGACAGUUUGACAACUAUGGUAGCUGUCUUCUUUUAUGUCGUUUAUUCAUUGCGACUUUGA
Anisakis simplex (herring worm) is the source of this 450-nucleotide messenger RNA. Lineage: Eukaryota; Metazoa; Nematoda; Chromadorea; Rhabditida; Anisakidae. The record is from the annotation of a GenBank genome assembly.